Molecule: messenger RNA, 2722 nt
Organism: Mercurialis annua (annual mercury)
Lineage: Eukaryota; Viridiplantae; Streptophyta; Magnoliopsida; Malpighiales; Euphorbiaceae
Product: putative leucine-rich repeat receptor-like protein kinase At2g19210
Exons: 12
Coding region: 1-2637 (878 amino acids)
Biological process (GO): protein phosphorylation
Molecular function (GO): ATP binding; protein kinase activity
Source: RefSeq, a predicted model, not a curated record
AUGAAAAACGAGACACUACAGAAUUUCUUAGUCGGAUUUCUGCUUAUUUUAGCUGUAGCAGUUCUUGUUCAUGCCCAAGAUCAAACAAGAUUCAUAAGUAUAGAUUGUGGACUGCCAGCAAAUUCUUUCUAUACAGAUGAAACGACAACCCUAAACUAUGUUUCCGACACAGCAUUCAUCGACACGGGCGUAAUUACCAACUUAUCCCUAGGAUCCACAUCAAAUACCACCAGCCGCCAGCAAUUGUCUGUCCGAAACUUUCCUGAAGGUGACAGAAACUGUUACAACAUAAAAAUUGUCAAUGGCACUAAAUAUUUGAUCAGAGCUAUUUUCUUGUACGGAAACUACGACGGCUUCAAUAAACUACCGGAGUUUGAUCUGCAUUUAGGACCCAACAAAUGGGAUAAAGUGAAAAUUUUGAAUUCAACCUCUCCUGUAAUAAAGGAAAUUAUCUAUACACCUGAAUUGAACUAUGUUCAUGUCUGUCUUGUCAAUACGGGAUUCGGAUCGCCUUUCAUAUCUGCAUUAGAAUUGAGGCCUCUGAAGAAUACUACAUACAUAGCUCAAUCUGGAGCUCUGGCGAAAUUCGCAAGGCUGGAUUUUGGUUCUUUGACAAAUCGAACCGUCAGGUAUCCUGACGAUGUUUAUGACCGUAUCUGGACUCCUAACCAUUUCCAGAAAUGGAAAGAUUUGGGAACAUCAAAGACGGUCGAUGCGGACGAUCACAUUGAUUUCCAGCCACCGUCAGCCGUAAUGAUGACGGCCAGCACGCCGAAAAAUAUUAGCGAGAACCUAGAUUUAUUUUUAAAUAAUGAGGAUGCGAGUAAACAAUUUUAUGUCUACAUGCACUUUGCUGAAAUCGUUAAGCUUCGAGCUAACCAGUCUCGUCAAUUCAACAUUUCUUUCAAUGGAACAUUAUGGUUCGGACGUGUUGUUCCUGGUUACCUAAUCUCCAACACUGUAUAUAGCCAAUUUCCUAUCAAGGGAGUUAAAGAUGAUAUAUUCUCACUCUUUAAAGUCAGAGGUUCCACCCUGCCACCGCUCAUCAAUGCUAUCGAAGCAUAUGUUGUUGUUGAUCUCUCGCAAUUGCAGUCAGACCAAGAAGACGUUGAUGCUAUCAUGAAAAUCAAGUCAGAUUAUCGAAUUAUAAAAAACUGGCAAGGAGAUCCAUGUGCUCCUCAACAUUAUGCGUGGCAGGGUCUAAAUUGCAGCUACAAUGGUAUUGAUCCACCAAAAAUCACAUCCCUGAAUUUAUCUUCGAGCGGAUUGAGCGGAGAGGUGAAUUUUUAUAUGGCCAAUCUCAAGACGUUGGAAUCGCUGGACUUAUCAAAUAAUAGCUUGUCAGGAUCCGUGCCUGAUUUUCUAUCUAAAAUGACAUCAUUGAAAGUCCUAAACUUGGCAGGAAACAAUCUCACAGGUACGAUUCCAACUGACCUCUUUGAGAGAUCACAAAAGGGUUUACUAUUGCUAAGUGUCGACGGGAAUCCGGAACUCUGUCCGUCCCUUUCCUGCAAGAAAAAGAAGAAGAAGAAUAGCAUUGUUGUUCCUGUGGUGGCAUCAAUAGCUGCAUUUCUCAUCUUAGUAGCUGCGUUGGCAGUCAUUCUACGCUUCUUGUUAGUACGUUCAAAAGGCGAGACUAAAAUAAGGCAUGAAACAAAAGAUGAUCCAAUGGAGUUAAAGAAAACACAAUUCAAAUACUCUGAAAUUCUCAGGAUUACGAAUAACUUUGAGAAAAUUCUGGGUAAGGGAGGAUUUGGAACAGUUUAUUAUGGAAUUUUAGAUGAUGAUACUCAAGUUGCUGUAAAGAUACUUUCUCCAUCCUCAGUUCAAGGACAAAAGGAAUUCCAGGCAGAGGUUAAGCUUCUUUUAAGAGUUCAUCAUAGGAACUUGACUGCUCUUGUCGGGUACUGCAAUGAAGGCACCAACAUGGGGCUUAUCUAUGAGUACAUGGCUAAUGGAAACUUAACAGACUAUCUAAAAAAUAGCAAUGUGAGUGGCUUAAGCUGGGAAACAAGACUUAGAAUAGCAGUCGAAGCGGCACAAGGAUUGGAGUAUAUGCACAACGGCUGUAAGCCACAGAUUGUGCACAGAGACGUGAAGGCAACGAACAUUUUACUAAAUGAUACAUUCCAAGCCAAAUUAGCUGAUUUUGGCUUGUCAAGAGUUUUUGUUGAUGGUGGCACACAUAUCACCACCGUUGUCGCUGGGACUCCCGGCUACCUUGAUCCUGAGUAUUACGUAACCAACUGGUUAACAGAGAAAAGUGAUGUAUUUAGUUUCGGAGUUGUUCUUCUGGAAAUCAUAACUGGAAAAGCAGCGAUAUCUAAAACCAGUCACAUAAGCCAAUGGGUUAGUUCGAUGCUUGAGACUGGAGAUAUUCACAGAGUUGCGGAUUCGAGUCUAAACGGAGAAUUUGAGGUCAAUUCGGCAUGGAAAGCUGUGGAAUUAGCAAUGGCUUGUGUGGCUACAACUUCUACUAGAAGGCCAACGAUGAGUCAAGUGGUCGUAGAACUGAAUGAGUACUGUUUGAAGAUCGAGAUGGCUCGAAAAAGACAAGGCCAUAUUGCUCAAUCAUACCACUCAACUGAGUUUAUGAAUGUGAAUGUGGAUUCUGAGUUGUCUCUUGUUGCAAGAUAAUUUUAAUUAUAAGGGAAAACUCAUAUCAAUAGUUUUCCAACUUCAAUAAAUUUGUGUUUCCUAAACUCUUUAGUGUUUAAUAAAA